ACGCUCGCCAGCUGAGGCAACACUGAGCUUGUGCAGACGUGUGCGGUGAUUGUUGCCGGUGUGCUUAGGAGCUUAGUUUGAUAAGAUUUUAAAAUUUAAUCGCUUUGUGAAGUUGAUAUUAGGCUCGAGAAGAUAACAAUGUCCGUGUCGUCCGGAGCGUCUGGAGUGCUUUCGCUAUGCCUGUUCUGCCUACUAUUUGCAGCAAUGCAAAUCUACAGGACUCAACUUACUUCCAGUCAGCCAAUGACGAUCGUGGGUGGUUUCCUGGGAUCGAUCCUGUUCAUCCUCAUUUUGACUUUCACUGGCAACGUCCAGAAAAAAUUGUUUGGACAUGCUGUACAGACAAAGCUGUUUCCUGAAGUCGUAGGUUGCAUGGUUCUCGCCAUGACUGCUGCGGGUAUGGUGCACAGGGUUUGUGUAACAACAUGUUUCAUCUUCUCCCUCCUGGCGCUCUACUACUUGUCUAAAAUAUCGGUGAAGACCUACGGAACAGGUGUUUCCCCUCCGCCAGCUGCUGCACUCAGCAAAUCCAAGAAAGGACGAUAAUUAUGUUGCUCCCUUUGCAUUGUGCUUGUGGCAUUCAGUUCUUAACACCAUUUCCAUUUCUAUUAAAGGCUUUAUUUUGUA
Ornithodoros turicata is the source of this 627-nucleotide messenger RNA. RefSeq names its product protein KRTCAP2 homolog. NCBI's taxonomy places the organism in Eukaryota, Metazoa, Arthropoda, Arachnida, Ixodida, Argasidae. The record is from RefSeq and is a predicted model, not a curated record. The transcript has 5 exons. The coding region runs from base 139 to 546 and encodes 135 amino acids.